Molecule: messenger RNA, 1893 nt
Organism: Ceratina calcarata
Lineage: Eukaryota; Metazoa; Arthropoda; Insecta; Hymenoptera; Apidae
Product: zinc finger protein 346
Exons: 8
Coding region: 399-1691 (430 amino acids)
Molecular function (GO): zinc ion binding; nucleic acid binding
Source: RefSeq, a predicted model, not a curated record
ACAAGUAUGCGUAUGCACCGCAUGUUUUAACCGAUUAAUAAUGUGAAGGAAAGCGGUGGUAGACAGGAUCAAAGAGACCGCCUGUUCUUUUGACAAUACUUUUCCGAGUAGAUGGCGCUUAAAUGAUGUCAUAUGCCAUCAUCAAUCGCACGUAAGGUGUUAACCUCACAAACUUUUCUAUCCGACCGAAUAAUUGACAGUCAAACAUGAUACACACAUCGUGACGAUAUCAUGCCGCAACGUAUCGUGGGAAGUGCCAAGAAGCGAUCGAGAGCAAAGCUAAUUCGCGAGUGUAAACUCUGAGAAAACGAGCAUUCUUAUCAAGCCGUAAUUACAUUCUCGCCCUGUCAACAUUUCUCUGACAACAAUAAAGAAUAUCGCGGUAGUUAAGUUGGAAAAUGUCCAGCGCGAAGAUCAUCGAAAAUCCAGAAAUACCGGGAUUAGAAUGUUUCCUGACACCGCCUCCUCCGCCUCCACCGCCUGUUGCAACGACGGAGAGCAACAGCGUGCCGGUUGCGAACGAGCAGCAACCAAUAUCUAUAGAUGCAACUACGACCAACGAAACCGCGGUAAAUGCAACGACGACAGUUCAAACACCGUUCCCGGUGCCAACACCGUACGUGAUGCACCCGAUACCAUCGCAAACCCCUGGACAACCGACGCCCUGGUGGAUACCGACGGACGCGGACACGACGGAUCUUUACGCGCGAUGGUACGACACGACCUACAAACCAGUUGCUACGGUUGCGUCGUCAACGGCACAGAACAAAGCCAAGAACAAGUAUUACAAGCGAAAAAACGAGUUCAUCGAUCCCGCGCAAGAUGCAGAGAAAGUUGCGAGCGCCCAGAGGGAACUGUCGACACUAAUGAAACCGCUGAAAUGCGAUCUGUGCAAUGCAGUCAUGAACUCUACGUUACAAGCGAAAUUGCAUUACGACGGAAAACCGCAUCAGAAAAAAGUUUCUAUGUUUCUGAACCAGAGCGUAAAGAGACAAAAGACCGAGGAUGGCCAAGUGACCAGUACGACCACUGACUGGCAGAACUAUUGCGAUAUCUGUAAGACAUGGUUCACGUCGCAGACGGACGCGACGCAACACUACGCUGGUAAAAAACAUAUUAGAGCGGCGAACGGCGGACGUCGUGCGAGGCCAUCGAAGAAGUCGCAAAAUCAAAAUCAAUAUCAAUUAGAUCCGAGCGGUCGAUUCGGGAUAGGGUUGGCUUUUCAGCCAGAAGUGCAAUCACCACCGGCGCAACAGCCGACAGUACCUGAAGGUGCCAGCCCGGCAGCGGCACCAGCCCCGGGGAAACCUCCAGGGUCCAUCUACACCCCUCCGCCGUACCCAACGCCGUUGCGUUGCGACCUGUGCGGAGUCUCGGCUAAUCGCCAGGACCAAUUAGAAACGCAUAAGCGAGGUGCCAGGCAUCUGAGAAUGCUCAGAUUAAACGGGUUGCCCGUGCCCGAGCUUGCUAACGAAAGCGAGGCGACACCUGCCACUCCUGGACCCAUAGAUUACUCUAUUUACCGAACACCAUCAGGCCAGUAUUAUUGUGCACCGUGCAAUCUAUCUUUAAACUCCGAGAGUACGUUUGCUCAGCACGUGGAGAGCAAGAAACACAAGAAUCAGUCGAACCCGAAGUCGCCGUCGAACGCCGUGGUGGUAUCGAAGAAAGCGAGAUUUAAGAAGAAAUAAGGCCACGGGGACUUUGUAUACGUGCACAGGAGUGUACGUUUGUGCACACUAUCUCUUUGUUUGUCCAUUGUUUUCAUAAAAAUGAACAUUUCCCUAUCGUUUCUUUUUCCGCGGAGGUAUUGUUGUAUUGAGAUUACGCACAGGGAUCUGUGCCUAAAAGAAAAGGAGGAAAUAAAAAACUGUUGUUCGAUACUGUGCCUAA